AUGUGGACAACAGCUGAAUUUGUUCUAUUCCAAAAACAAUUAUUUAAUAUUUUAGUACCGAUUAUCAUUAUUAUUGGUAAUUUUGGAUCUAUUCUUAAUGUAAUUGUUUUUUCAAUCAGUAAAAAACUUCGAUCAAGUCCAUGUUCACUUUAUUUAAUAUUUGCUUCUAUUGGAUUUGCUCUUUAUUUAAAUAUUGUAGCUUUAUUAAGACUUCUUCAAAUUGGUUUUAAUAUUGAUCCAUCUUCUAAAUGGUCAUGGGUUUGUAAAAUAAGAUUUUAUGCCGUUGGAUUUUUAUUAAUGUUACCUCGAUCAUAUAUGUUAUUAGCUGCUAUUGAUAGAUAUUUAAUGAGUAUAUCAAGUCAACAUCGUUUUUUAUCUCAUCGUAUCGCUUUAAAAAUGAUAUUAUUAACAUGUUUAUUUUGGAUGAUAAUAUGUGUUCAUAAUAUAAUUUAUUAUGAUAUACAAAUAUCAUUAAAUGGAACAAAUCCUAUUUGUUCAAAUCCAUCAGGUACAUAUUCAACAUUUCUUAGUUUUUAUUCAAUAUUAAUAAAUGGUCUUUCAAUGCCAUUAUUAAUGACAAUAUUUACUUUAUUAACACUUCGAAAUCUUAAACAUUAUCGUAAUCAAAUUCAUAAUAAUAGUCUUAUUAUUAUUUUACAAAGAAGAAAAAAACAAGAAUGGUCAAUACUUCGAAUGAUUCUUGUACAAUUAAUUGUCAAUGUUAUUUUAUCAUUACCUAUAACUAUUUAUUUAUGUUACAAUGGUUUAACACAAUAUAUUCAAAAAUCAUCAAUUAGAAUUUUUAUUGAAAAUUAUAUUUAUAAUAUGUUAACUAUUUUACAAUAUUUAAAUGCAGCUGCAUCAUUCUAUGUUUAUUCAUUAACUUCUCAUAUAUUUCGUAAAGAAUUAUAUUAUCUUGUUGCUUAUUAUUCAAAUAAAUUAAAACAAUAUGUCAUAAAUUAUUCAACAGCAUUAUUUACUCAAAUGACUCUUACUUUCACAACAUAA
Molecule: messenger RNA, 1008 nt
Organism: Rotaria sordida
Lineage: Eukaryota; Metazoa; Rotifera; Eurotatoria; Philodinida; Philodinidae
Source: the annotation of a GenBank genome assembly